Messenger RNA from Caenorhabditis auriculariae, 13746 nucleotides. The record is from the annotation of a GenBank genome assembly. Lineage: Eukaryota; Metazoa; Nematoda; Chromadorea; Rhabditida; Rhabditidae.
AUGCCGACAGCCGGCUUACCCAUAAAAGGUGGUAAUUAUUAUGUGAUGGCUAGAAAAAUAAGCAGGGAAGAAGAAGUGACAGUUUUUGGCCGGCCAUCUGGUGCAACCAUAAAUAAUUGGCCCCCGCGUCUUCCUUUUGUCGGUCCGGACAGGCAAAUUGCCGGUUUUCUUUCAUUUGUUUCCGGAGAAACGGAUAACGUGGAAUUAGGAGUGGAUCUUCCGAAUUUCGACUUUGAAUUGAAGACAACACCUUUGGCCUAAUUACAGGUGAGGCGUUGAGAGGGAGGUUUUAGUGGACAUUUGAGACGAAAUUAGUAGUUUUCAUGUAGGAAUGAGAUUGUUAGAGGGGCCUUUAACUUGAAGUUUAUUUCAUUUUUCAGUCAUUUUGGGUUUUUUGGGCGUCCUAAAAAUCAACUUCAAAGAUAUUUAUGACUGGAUUUGGCAGCAGGGGAGAUAUCUUAAAAAUUAUUAUUUCGAAUAGAAAAAGAAAACUUGAAAAAUCGCCUGAAUAAAAGGUGCAUAACCUUCUACGCUCCAUGGAUAUAAAAGACAAAAAACUUGAGAAAGUCGAUUUUUUCUAUAUUUUUCACCAAAAUUCCUGAGCUUGACGAGUUGAGAACUUGGAAAAAUGAUAAAACUCCAUUUUUAAGUCUUUUUCCUAGUGUCAAAGCCCAAAAUUGAAUUUGCUUCCUUUGAACUUGAAACAAAAGUGCAAUAUGCGUGUGGAGAAGCAUUUUUGGAUGCGGGACACAAGGUCUAAUUAGCGCCAAGAUUUGAAGUGGCCACUUGAGGGCGGCUCAAGCGUGCGAACGCGUCGUUUCGCGCUUCUUGUACUACUAGUAACAGGAUUUCUUUUUCGAGCGGUUUUUGGGGUUUCACUGAAUCUUUUUGCUAAACUUAAAACUGCGCCCGACCUUUAACGACUUACGCUUGAGGCUAGAAGAUGGGGAGUCAUUUUUUGCGAUGCCAAGGCGAUUGAAGUCUGAAAAAAUACUCAGAACUUUCAAAUCAAACGCUCAAAAUAUUUUUUUUUUCCUUUUUUUGUGAUACAAAGUUGUUUGGAAUCUGGAAAAUGUACAGCAAAAAUCUUGAAAUAGCUUAAAAUCACUCUUUUUUCCAGGUGCCACAGAAUGUUCGGACGUGUCAUUUUCCACGAAACUUGCCAAAUUGGACGGUGUAAAGCGGAUAACCAGGUUUUACUGCAAAAAUAUCCUUGAAAAUCAAAAGUUUUCAAGAUUUGCCGUGAGCGGUCACAUAUCCGCCUAUACGGUAGCCGCCUCGAUUUCCGAUGACGAUUUUCAACAAGUUCGACAGGCCAAUGGGAAUCCAUUGGUUGGUUUUUGUAAAAUCGAUAAAAUAACAAGGGAUAAGAAUAAUUUGAGUUGAAAGUAGAGAAAUUGAGUGAAAUGAGACAGUGCGAAUGACUGAAGAGACGCCAGAGAAGUUAGAGAGCCUUUUUUCUCUGGUGUCUCUUCAGGACGCUUUCACUGUUUUGAGAGUUUUUAAUGAUGAAAAAUACCGAUAAACUAACGGGAAAUAAGGGAAAACAAGAAAAGUGAGAGAUUACGAAGUUCUGAAGAGACGCCAGAGAAGUUAGAGGGCCUUUUUUUCUCUGGAGUCUCUUCAGGGGCUUUUGAUGUUUUGCGAGCUUUUAUGAUUGACAAGGAAUAAAACCGCUUAUAAAAGAAGGGAAUAAUGUUUGAAAGUAACAAGAAGCGAGAGAUCAACUGUGGCUUGAAGAGACGCCAGAGAAGUCAGAGCGCUAUUUUUCUUUGGAGUCUCUUCAGGGCGCUUUUGAUGUUUUGCUAGCAUUUAGUGAUGAGAAAUACCGAUAAAAAAAAAAGGUGAAAUAAGGGAAAAAAACAAGAAAAAUGAGAGAUUACGAAGGUCUGAAGAGGCGCCAGAGAAGUUAGAGUGUUAUCUUUCUCUGGGAUCUCUUCAGGACGCUUUUGAUGUUUUGCUAGCAUUUAGUGAUGAGAAAUACCGAUAAAAAAAAGGUGAAAUAAGGGAAAAAACAAGAAAAAUGAGAGAUUACGAAGGUCUGAAGAGACGCCAGAGAAGUCAGAGCGCUAUUUUUCUUUGGAGUCUCUUCAGGGCGCUUUUGAUGUUUUGCUAGCAUUUAGUGAUGAGAAAUACCGAUAAAAAAAAGGUGAAAUAAGGGAAAAAACAAGAAAAAUGAGAGAUUACGAAGGUCUGAAGAGGCGCCAGAGAAGUUAGAGUGUUAUCUUUCUCUGGGAUCUCUUCAGGACGCUUUUGAUGUUUUGCUAGCAUUUAUGAUUGACAAGGAAUAAAAUUGCUUUGAAAGGGCCAAAAAGGGGAAUCAUGUUUGAAAGUAAUAGGAAGCGAGAGAUCAACAGCGGCCUGAAGAGACGCCAGAGAAGUCAGAGGACCUAUUUUCUCUAAAGUCUCUUCAGGCUCUCAGAUAUUUCUUUUUAGCUGAAAAUGAUCAGAAAUGUUUUUAUUGAAAUCGCACGGCAAUGUUUAUUUUUUAUUUCAGAAGUAACAAAAAAAUCAUGAAAAAUGGAAGGAAACUUAGCGCCUGACGAGAUCUCAAAAUGAGUUAUAGUUCUUUCUCUCAUGAAUUUUGAAAAAAGCUUCAUUUCAACGAAAAAAAAAACCACAAUUUUCCAUCCUAUCCAUUUACAAAUCCCCUCGGAAUCCCCUUGAUGUCCUUCCCCAACAAAAACAGCAAUCCGUCAAGGAAGCAUUUUUUGAUGGAUCUUUCCGGUCCUUGUCCUGCAGUUUUUGGUGGAUUUGAUGGAUUUGAGAAAAAAAGCAGAUGCUUUUAAUGGGCGGUUUUAGGGAUUUUGGGAUGUUUUUUUCGAAGAAAUUAUAAGAAAAAAACUAAUGAAAAAAAUAAAUAAAAUUGGUAAUAAUUUUUUUGCAGAAAUCUGGAGUUUUCGUUUUUUUAACUGGCUUCUGGACCAGUCUGAGCUAAUUUUUUUGAAAUUUAAAAAGAAGGAUUUGAUUCGAAAAUUUUAAAAAAAGAUGUCAACUUAACAAAGAGGGACAAGAUAAGCCCAAAACUAGAAAAAAAUCCUAUAUUUUUUUGGUUUAGUCCCCGAGUAAAACGUAUUUUCUACUGAUUAAUCCAAUUUUCGAGAUAUUUUCCUUAUCACUUUUCUCUGUAUUUAAUUUUAGAAACCCUUUUUUUUUAGGUACUCUACUCAACCCUCUCCAACAUCCCUUCCUGGACCCAUGUCGAUAUUUUGGCCUCGGUCGUCAAAAUCAGCCCGGCUUUCGAUUCCAUCACUGAAGAUGUCCAAAGUCCUCUUCUUAUCCUGACCGUUUGCGAUUACGGUGAGGAUUGCUGUAUCCUACAGUGUUCGAGUAGUUUUAGUGGAAGAGUUAGGAAGCGAGAGAUCAACUGCGGUCUGAAGAGACGCCAGAGAAGUUAGAGGGCUGUUUUUCUCUGCACUCUCUUCAGGCUUUUAGAGUAUUCUUUUUAGCUUUAAAUGAUCAGAAAUCUUUCGAUUCCAUCACUGAAGAUGUCCAAAGUUCUCUCCUUAUCUUGACUGUUUGCGACUACGGUGAGGAUUACUGUAGCCUAAAGAGUUCAAGUAGUUUUAGUGGAAGAGUUGAUGAUUUCUGUGACUAAUCGAUUUGACAAAAAAAACCUUGAACCAAAAAUUUCCAGUUGCAUUCCUUUCUGAACUCUUUUAAUGGAUGCAAGGAUACAUUAUGAUUUUAUGACAAGAACUGCUUUUUUUUUAGCACUUUUUCAAUAAUAAAGUCAGCUUCAAAGUUAGGAUGGUUAUGAAGACAGAUUUUAGAACAGUAUAAAUUAUAAAUAAAGUAUAAAUUGACGAAAAUUAUCAAGAAAAUGAACACAAAAACGUGAGAAAAGUACGAGAAUUCAAAAAAAAAAAACCUUUCUGUAGCUGAUUCUCGGCUUGAGCCAUCAAAAAAAGGUCCCGACACGAUAAUAAGAGAUAGUGCCUGAUUGGUGGAGAGCGCAGACAGGCCACGGCCUCCUAACGUCCCAAGCUAGCCGUGAAUCAGCUAUACAGCGGGUGUUAAAGGAAUAUCAACACGUCAGUAGUAUUUUAGUAGCUUUUCCGGUCUUGUUUGAUUCCCUUUUUAAAUGAAAUUUGAUAAAAAAAAUAAAAGCCCUCAACAAACUUUUUUUUGACCCUUUGAGACCGAAAAUCAGUUUUUAUAUGAUUAGAUAAAGCUGCUCGAAGCUUCCUUUGUUCUUUUUGCUUUCAAAUCUUUGCUCGAUCCUUCAUUCAUCUUGAAUCUAACUUCCAGAAACCCAAAUCACGUCAUUCGAUGACUCGUCCUACACAGUUGACACCUACGCUGCUGGAUUGGUUUCGAUGUUAGAUAUUUAUCGAUUUUUAUCAUUCUUCUUGUUUCAAUUUUAAUAAUUUUUGUUGAAAAUUAUAAUUUUGCAGGUACGAAAACGAGUUGACGGUGGUUUUCCGGUCCUACCGAUCCGGCAUAUUUUUCUUCUCGAUGGCCGAUCAGGGCGACGUUCUGGUGGCUCAGAUCGUCCAUGGCACGAUUCAUGUCAUUUUUGAUUUUGGUAGGGGUUUUUUGAAUUGAUUUUUUUUCGGUUUUAUUGUUAUUUUUGUUGUUUAGAAGGAUAUUUAUCAUUUUUUAGGCUCCCUAACACCGUCAAGGAUCAGCGCUGGUAAGGCCCUGGACGAUGGAAAAUGGCACGAGGUGGAAUUUUCUUUUUCAUACGCUAAUUUUCAAUUUUCAAGUAGUUUUGAAGUCUUUUUUGUGCAGAAAUUGCUUCGAAAUCGUUUUUUUUUGAAAAUUUGCACGUUUUCUCUGUACCUUCUGAACAUUUUCCGACUUUAGAUGCGUUGGCUACACCAAUUCGAUUCGGUUCAACUAUCCAUCGAUGGAGUUUUAUUGAAUCAAACGGCUCCGACUGGCCUUUUCCGCAAAUUGGACCUCCAUAAUGUUGUAAGUUUCGAAAACCUACAAAAUUACGAAAAUUUUCAGUUUUAUGUGUGAAAAACCCCAAAAUUCAAUGAGAAAUAAUGAAAUAACUUAUAGGAAAUUUUGAAUAUCUGUGAAAAAAUUGAACCUGGAUUUUUUAAAAUACUAUCAAAGACACUGCUGACUGGACUAUGAGCAUAUCAAAAAUCUUCUUUUUCUUAUUUUUCUCUCUGAUCGCCUUGAUACUCUGCCGCCUCUGCCAAGGUGUAUGGCGCCGAAAGUUGCCUCUCUAAGAUGUGUCUUCGGUAGUAUAGUGGUGAGUAUCCGCGUCUGUCACAUGCGAGACCCGGGUUCAAUUCCCGGCCGGAGAGAAAUCUUUUUGCCAUUUGUUUUUGUUUGUUUUAUGAAGUUUCAUAGCUUAAUUUUUGAAUUUUAUUGAUGGAAAAUUAUAUGAACAGCAGGGCAAAGGGUCAAAAUUGGAAGAAAAUUAAUUAUAUUGGAUUUUCAACAAGGAUUUUGCAUUGAAAGGGUUUUGGCUUAAUAAAAAAAAAUUCUUCAAUAUAUCCUAGAUCAGCUCCACUUAUUGACAUUUUUCGAACAUUUUUUGACCUUAUAAAUUUAAAAUGGAAAUUUACAGGUUCACAUUGGCGGCCGACCUGCCGACGACUUCUCCCAAGGCAUCGAAACGACAUUUUCCGGCUGUAUUGCACGUCUUCAACUGAAUUCGGCGGAUCUCCUCCAUUACUCGCGUCAAAAUGCUAACAAUCGAUGCAGUGUUCGUUUUUUUUAAAUUCUCACGGACUCUUAGUGAUAGUAACGUUAUGCGGUGGCGGCGCGGCUUCUGGCGGGAAGUUCAAAUUUGAACGCAAGUCGCUUUUUUAUGUUUGAUAUACUGAUCGAUUUUCGGCAGUUUUGAUUUAUUAUAACUUGAUUUGAGAGCUGCAAAUCGGUUUUGUUUGUCAUUUUGGGAGCUGGAAAUCGGCCCACGUUUAUCCUUUUGGGAGCUGCAAAUUGCUGAACGUUUCAUGUUUUGGGAGCUGCAGAUUGGUCUUUGUUAUCAUUUUGGGAGCUGCAAAUCGGCCCACGUUUAUCCUUUUGGGAGCUGCAAAUUGCUGAACGUUUCAUAUUUUGGGAGCUGCAAAUCGGUUCACGUGUAUCAUUUUGGGAGCUGCAAAUUGGUUUUUGCUAUCAAUUUGGGAGCUGCAAAUUGGUCUUUGUAAUCAUUUUGGGAGCUGCAAAUUGCUGAAAUUUUCUUAUUUUGGGAGCUGCAAACCGAUCCAUGUUAAUCAUUUUGGGAGCUGCAGAUUGGUCUUUGUUAUCAUUUUGGGAGCUGCAAAUGGUCUUUGCUAUUAUUUUGGGAGCUGUAAGUUGGUCAACGUUCAUUAUUUUGGGUGCUGCAAUUCGACCCCAUUUUUUUUUUUGCUUAUUCUGGAUGUUACGAUGGGGUUGUUUCAUGCUAAUAGCUGUUAGAGGAAAUCAGCAUUUGAAAAUGCGUUAACUUCAUAUUCUACCAACCCUUGCGCUUUGAUUCGAAAUUCGGGCCAAAAAGCCUCGUCGCGAACGAAUUUACAGUAACUUGUGUCCAUCUCCUUCAAGUCAGAAAAAGUCUAAGAUUUAUUUUUCCAUCCAAAAAUCUGAAUUUUCAGAUGCCAAGACCGCCCUCUUUCACCCUGCACAACGGCUCCCAGGCCAUUCUUCCCUUCACUUUUCUCCCGUUUUCCUUCGAAUUCCGACUCGUUCCCGUCGCUGGACCGAUGCUAACCCUUUUGGAUGCCGAUAAUGGAACCUUGAUCGAUAUCGUCGUGGACGAGGAACUGAAGAUGAUGUUGGUCAGCAACGUCACCAAGUUCAAGCAAUCCGCCAAUCCUGGGAUUCAAGUGGCCGACGGGGCUUGGCACAGCUUCUCGUUGAGGAUUCGGGGCGCCCGGCUGGAAAUCGAUGUUGAUGGGCUUACGGUGGGUUACUGUAGAGUUUUUGGGCCGGUGAUAGAUUUUUUGACUUUGAAAAUCAAGUUCCAAGAUUUGUGAGAGUCUAUAUGAUAUCCAAUAAAUUCAUAGCGAAAAUCGAAGUUUUGGAGCGAGACAUUUUCCAGACCCUCUGGCUGGAAGGUCAAGAAGUGCGACGGAUCUCGGUCAGGCUCUCCAAUUUCAUCAUUUCGGCUUCUGGCUGCUUCCGAUCGGCUACCAUCGACUUUGGAAGUGUUAGAGUUGAAGGAGAGGUCACACGUGGCGAGUGCAAUUUCACGGAGAAGUUGGGAACUUCCUUGAGAAUCAAAGGAUUUCGGAAGUUGUAGAUGUCUACCGAACCCUUGUGAGAAUGGCGGAAGUUGCUCCCAGAUUUCUCUUUUCGACUACGUCUGCAAGUGCACCGAUGGCUACAAGGGGAAACAUUGCCAUACCAGUGAGUUUGGGUCUUUUUUAGGAAACUGAAAAUGGGAGAUGUACAGAGUCUUCAGAAUUAUUUUUUACUUGUUUUAAAGCUCUUCAAAUUUUUACAAAAAACGGUUCUGCUCCGAGAUUCGAACCAGCCACCUCUCAAUCUCUAGAAUUGGCUCUUACCAACUGAGCUACGACUUAGUUUCAAUUUUUGCAGCCGACCUUCCCCACUCCUGCGAAGAGUGGGCCUUCACCAAGGGCAACAAGGUGAAGGCGGUCCGAGGCCGAAACGUGACGAUCGACGUCGAUGGCGGCGGUCCGAUGCCGCCGAUCGACGUCAUCUGCCGUCUGGAGCGAGAUGACGUCGGCGUCGACGGCGUGACGACGAUUCUGGAGCACGACCUUCAACGUCCGAUGAUCGUCACCGGUGAUAAUAAACCGGGAGCCGUUCGGCACACACUGAAUUAUGGAAUCACGACGGAUCAGAUGGACAGACUUGUAGAGGGUUUUGAAGGCUGCACCCAGGUUUUGGACUUCUGAGGGUUUUGAAGACAGAGGUUUUCCAGUACAUGAGGUAUACCUGUCGGGGAGGCGUCAGGCUGAUGACCCAAGGCGAGGAAAGGUCACCGUCUUCGUGGUACUCGACGAGGUGAGAGAAUUCGAAAAAGAAGUGUUUUCUAUGAAACAAGUAUCAAACUAUUCCAGAUCCGACAAACACGGCCUACAAUGGGGAGAAGCACCCCCGUACAGCCGGAUGUGCUCCUGUGCCAUCAACGGAAGCUGUCUCCACAAUCGGUGACGUCUUCUGAAUCCACGUCUUCUGAAGACCAGAAUAUUCAGAAUGUGCAACUGUGAUUCUGGAGAAGACGCGACGGACGACGGCGUCAACCCCUACGCCCAGCUUCUGCCCGUCACUGGCCUCUUCUUGGGAGGAACUACCAAGGCUUCAUCGAUCGAAGUCGAAAUUGGAUCGUUGAAGUGUCGGAAUCGAGGUUUUCUGACGUCUUCAGAAGGAAAACGAUGAAGUUUCCAGUUUCCUUUGACGCCAUUACCUUUUCGGACCGGAAUGCGAGAUUGAUUGGAGUUCAAACUUUCGCCUCGAGGAUUUUCGACCUCAGCUUGCACCUCAAGUUUGCCCAUAGUCAAAUGAGCGUCAUUUCUUGGCAUUCCGUUGAUGAUCUCCAUUGGUUCCAUCUCUAUGUCAAUGGUGGGUUUUUUGGAGGGUUCUCGAGAACUGAGACUAGGGAUAUGAGGAAAUUUACAUGUACAAUCUUGACGUAGAAAAAAAGUAUUUUUUUAUGACUUUUUCUGAUCCGGAACAGUAUCAUUGCUAUUUUUUUAGGUUUUGAAAUAGAUUGUUUCAAAAUCGAGCCAUUUAGUAGUUCUAGUUUUAAUGAUCCGAUUUGAGUAAAAUCAACGGUUCUAAGCUUCCCAGCAUGUCUUCUUUCCGAUCAGUGAAAAAUUUGACCUCGAAAAGCUUCAAAAACUCCAAAAGAUCCGAUUUUCCCCCAAUUUUAAGCGGGAGAGUUGAACAUGGGAACUUCGAAAAUUUGCAACUGUGGUUUUAAUGGUCCGAUUUGAGUAAAAUCAACGGUUCUAAGCUUCCCAGCAUGUUUUCUUUCCGAUCAGUAAACGAUUUGACCUCGAAAAGCCUCAAAAUCUUCAAAAGAUUCGAUUUUCACCAAUUUUAAGCGAAAGAACUGAACUGGAAAACUUUAAAAACUCAUAAAUCCAGUUCUAAUUGCCCUAUUUGGAUGAAAUUAACCUUUUUUUAAGCUUCUCAGCGUGUCUUGUUAUAUAUCAGUUAAGAUUUGAUACCAAAAAUCCUAAGCAGUUUCAAAAAAUUCAAUUUUCCUCCAGUAUAGGCCUAAGAUUUGAACAUGAGAAAAUCAAAAAUUCAUAAAUUUAUUUGUGAUGGUCCGAUUUUACUCAAAUUAACUUUUCUAAGCUUCUCAGUGUUAAUAUCAAUAAUUAUUUCUCGAACUGUCAAUAUAUAGAUGGCAAAAUCGUUGCGGAGAUCGUCAAUGGCGGGGAAUCUCAAAAAAUCGUCUCUGAUCAUCGUUACGACGAAGGAAGGUUUGAUCUCAGAUUAUACUAUUUUUGAACCGUAGAUCAAAAAUCAAGAAAAAUAACUCUCAGAUGGCACUCGAUCUAUUGGGAAGCCGACCCAACAGGAAUGUCCCUCAAAAAUCGAUGGAACUAAAAAAAGUCGAUCCAACAAAAACCUGAUCCUUCCAAAUGUCUAUAACUGGAAUAUCGGUGAUUUCCCUUACAUUUUUUAUAUUUUUAGUAUUUUUAGGUUCUCGAACUGAAAAAGGUAUCACUGGUUUUGCUGGAGUUAUUAGAAAUGUCUAUUUGUGCGGCCAGGAAUUGGCUCUGAGCCAAACUGUGAGAAAAGAUUCGGAGCGAGGUUGGAAAAACAAAAAAAAAAACCAGAAUAAUUUAAAUCCAGGAAUAUCAAUUGACGAUGAGGGUUACUGUAGGCCGGAUCUGUGCCAAAAUGGCGGUCGGUGUGUCGACAAAUAUGACGGUUACGUGUGCGAUUGCUCGAUGACCCCGUUUGGCGGAUCCGAUUGUACCAAAGGUAAGGAUUACGGUGGAAAAAUGGGGGUACUGUAGGUGCAGAAAAUAUCGGAGUACUUGUUUGUGUAUACCGGCAAUUUGAAAAAUGGAAAUUGAGUUUUAAAAUCGCUUCUUUAUGCAGAAACUGAUGGUAAAAAAAUGAAGAAGAACUCACUCCGGAAUCCCAGAGUGGUACUUAUAGGGAUUAGAGAAAAACAGCCUCUACAGGGACAAAAAAGUGGUACCUAUGGGGGUUUGAGGCCUGACCUCUUGGGGAGAAUUGAAGACAAGGGUUACGGUAAGCGUCGGUUGUGCAGUGUACCUCACGCCAAGAGGAAGACAUGCUUUUUUAACCAAAUUUUUAUGGCGUGUUCAUCGGACAAAACGAAAAUUGUUCCGAAACGCGAAAAAAUUGCUUCAAAACAAAAAUUAGUACUGUUUUGAAGCAACUUUGGCGCGCCAAUGAACACGAUUUUUCGUUUCGAAGCAUGUUCCGUUUCUCCAAUGAACACGCCAUUAGUAUUUUUUUGUUUUUGUAUUUUUUUAUGGAUUGGAGUCAUUCAAUCUGACAUUGAUGCCACCUAAGAAGUAUUUUCCGCGAAUGCCGAAAUCGUCUCUUACUCUCAAAAAUUUAGUUAUCUUUUUCUUUCUUUAUUGGCCAUUUUGGAUGUCGCGAUUCACUUUGAAUACGGUAUGAAUUUUGCAAACUAAGGAGAAUACAGGUUUCUAUGUUUCUUGAUGAUUUUUUGACUUUCGCGGUUUUCCAAAAAAAAAAAAUCCCGCUCACGCUCAAAAUCACGCCUGUUUAAGGUGGCCGGUCGUACUACGUUAGUUUUGGAUAGGGUUUUCAAUAAUAAAAUGAAAUCUUGUUUACUUUUUGUGACGUAACUUACCUUGUGACCUCGAGAAAAUAGGUCCUUUACAAGUUUCAAAAAAGUAAGAAAAUUAAAACAUUUCCUGGCUCCGAAACUGAUUGCACAAUAUUGACCGGCCACCGGCCGCCGUAGUACUGUCUCAAACAUGCGUGAUUCUUUGAUUUGAAUAUCACAAUGCCAGAUCCAAAGAAGCAUUCAUUCCAGAGUAUGGCAUGACGGUCCCGGUCGGCUCUACCAUCGAAAUCCCGUGGCAGAAUCCGGCCCACACCUCAACUUGCCACCGGAUCGCCAUUCAAACCGCCUCCAGAAACUUUUCGCUUCUGAAAUCCAAGGCUCUCUUCGCGGAUUCGACGUUCAACAUGACAGUUGAUGAGAAUGGUUUCUUUUUCUCUUGUAGAAUCCUAUCUUCGAAGAGAUUUUUAAAAAAAUUGAAAGAAAAGGGUUUUCAGAUUUUCUGGUAGAUGAAUUUGUGAAAAAAUGGUUGAAAAUCAUUUUAAAGUAGCUGAAAAUUGGCCUCUGCGUUUAAAAUGGUUCAUUUUUUUUUCCUUUUUUCGCCGGCCAUUAUGGAUUUAGCGGUGUGAAUGUGGAGCAUAUUUUUAGAAUUUUUAGCGAUUCUGAGAUUUUUUCUGGUACAUUUUGAACUCAAAGUUCUUUCAUGGAAACCAUGUCAAAGGUGACUUUUUAGGCUUUGAAAAGCAGGAAGUGAUUCGAAAAAAAAAUGUACAUGAAAUGGAAUUAUACAACGUUUUUUUUAAGGUCACAUCCACGUCGACGUCUACGACGGCUUCUUCUUCAGCUACAAAGAGGAAAGUCGGAGGCAGAAUCUCAGUGAUGACGUCAUGCACGACAUCGCCUUCUGUGCGUCCCUCAACCAGUUCAACUUGACGGUUCCAAUAAAUUCUGAAAUGAAAAAUGACGAAAGUUUUGAUAGAUCGAUGGGGAGAUGGCGAUCAAAAUGAGUGGAAACUGGACCUUUUUCUCGAAUUUCAACGUUUGGCACUUUUUGGAUCCUGGUUGGUUUUGGAAAUAUUUAUUUUCAGCUUGCGAUUUAGAGUUCUAUACAUCAAUAUUGUGACAUCUCGGGUAAGGUCGGAAUGGUGGAUAGUGGCCGCUAAAAGGGAGAGGCUCAAAAAAGGCCACAGAAAGGCAGCAAAAAGGCCACAGAAAGGCAGCAAAAAGGCCACAGAAAGGCAGCAAAAAGGCCACAGAAAGGCAGCAAAAAGGCAGCAGAAAGGCUCAAAAAAGGCAGCAGAACGGCUCAAAAAAGGCCACAGAAAGGCUCAAAAAGGCAGCAGAAAGGCUCAAAAAAGGCCGCAGAAAGGCAGCAGAAAGGCUAAAAAAGGCAGCAAAGAAAGUCCCUUUAUCGAGCCUUCCAUUCUUUCAAGGAUUUUGAAAAUUCGAGAAAUGGUGGAGAAAGGGAGAGGCAGCAAAAAUGAUGCAUAUGGGCUGAGAAAAUGGCCCAAAAAGGCUGCAAAAAGGGAACCUUCAUCACCAUAAAAGGAACAUUUCUUUGGAGCCUUUAUGGACCCUCGGAGGGUCCUCCCGACUUUGCCCAUGAUAAAAAUAAAUAAUGAAUGACUUUUAAGUUUCUUGUCUGUUUUCGCAACCUUUUUUCGGUAUACUCUCUUUUUUUUCCCGCAGAUUUCGUCGGCUGUGUAUCCCGAAUGCAAACAGGCUCAGCUUUCCCCUUGAAAAACCCAAAAGCGGCUCGUCUGAACUAUUCCGGGAAGAUCAAGUUUGGCACCUGUCCGGUGGAUUCGUUGUGAGUUCAUGUUCUAGCUUUUUUCAACCUAGAGGAAGGUUAACAGAGUCUUUUCGGAUGGUAAAACCGUUCAAUAUAAGGAAAAAAUAAUUUUCUAAAGAUCUUGAGAAUUUCGUCAUAGUAUAGUCAAUGUUUCCUGACUUGAAAGGCGAGGGAGGCGGGGCAAGGGGCGGGACGCGUAGCGUGUGCGUACGCGGUUCUUGGCGUCAGUUCAGUUCAAUCGCAGUCGACAAAUUAAAAAGCUCGGCAAUCGCUCUUUUUCUGUGGUUUCUACUAUUUUUUGAUGCACACUUGAACAUAAUCAAUAAAUAAUUAUUAAAGGAGUUAAAAGAACGAUAAAUAAGCUCUGACUGCUCGCUGGCGGUUGAAUUGAACACGUGCCAAGAACCGCGUACGCACACGCUACGCGUCCCGCCCCUUGGCCCGCCUCUCUCGCCUUUCAAGUCGGGAAACACUGACUAUACCUAGUUUGGAAAGUUAGUUUCAAACUGGGAAAGUAGUUUUUUUUUUUUCGGUUUUUUUGAAUUGAAUCUGAGAAAAUCGUCAACAUUUUUAGUGUCCACUUUAGGGGUCACUGGUCCAAUCUGUUUUUUUUUUAAAUUAUCAGAGUUACUGGAAGGAAUACUGGAUGAAAAACUACUAAAGUGGCCACCAAAUGAAGAACCUUUAUAGUGGUCACUAAAACGAAAAAUAGGGGCCACUAUAGAGGUGGGUUUAGUGACCACUUUAGUGUCCUCUAGAAGUAGUCCUUGGUGAGGCCACUAAACACUUUCCCAGAUAUCCGUCCGUUUCAGACUUUUCAUUUUUGAAAUGAAGUUUCAGCUACACUACAGCGCGGUAUGAAACGGUUUCCACGUCGACGACUCCGCCGCCUGGCGAUAUUCACAUUUUUGCCAUUUCUCAGCACAAACAAAGGAUCGUAUCGAUCACAAGUGGGUAUUGGUUUAUUUCCGAUACAAGACGUUCGAAAAGAGUCGAGUUUCUUUGAAAAAUGAAUUCCCAAAAAGGAUAUUUUUCAGCCAUCGGCGGAGUCUCACUUCUGGCGGCUCUAAUCGUACUGCUCCUUCUCCUCGUCUGCUACAUGCGCUCCAGACCCGAAGGCGUCUACAAAACCAACGAAACCGGCGAGAAUUGCUCGCCGAGCCGCAGCGAAGAGCCCCUCGUCCACAGGACCCCCAACUUAUCCCACAGUCACCAUUGUAGUAAUAACAAUACCCACACCAACAAUAACGCCUCCCGAAGUCAUUCCGGCUCAGCCGAAAAGGAGUACUUUUGUUGA